UCAUUUUUUGUUUAUUUUCAGGGCAAGCUAGCCAGCGUAGCUGUUAGCUUACAACAUUCGUUGUUACACAUUUAGUAUACAAGUUUUAUACCCAAACGAGAGUCCUUUACGCUAGUUUGAUAGUGUAACAUUUCACGAGGUAACAUACCAUCACAGGAGAAGGUUAGAGAGAUAUCGUGAAGCUGGUAAAGGUAUUUUAGAUAUUAGCGUAUGUGUUUGCUAGCUAGCAUAAACAACACUAAGGCGAGCUAGUGAACGCCAGGUGGAACACAAUAAAGCUUGAAAAAGCCCUCACAUAUCAUUUUGUGAUACCUUGCCCAACGUUGCAGCGGGUAAAUCACAGUUGGCAACCUUGGCCAGCAUCUCAUCAGCAAUACUUAAACUGUGACACUCCCAAGUGCUAAAAGGCAUAGCAAACACACCCGGAAAGCCUCCCCAAGGUUGAAACCUAAGGAGCAAGAUGUCGAUCACAAACACUCCCACCAGUAAUGAUGCCUGCCUGAGCAUUGUGCACAGUCUGAUGUGCCACCGACAGGGAGGAGAGAGUGAAAGCUUUGCAAAGCGAGCCAUUGAGAGCCUUGUCAAGAAGCUGAAGGAGAAGAAAGAUGAGCUGGAUUCCCUGAUCACAGCCAUCACUACAAAUGGAGCUCAUCCAAGCAAGUGUGUAACCAUACAGCGAACCUUGGAUGGACGUUUACAGGUGGCUGGACGUAAAGGUUUUCCUCACGUUGUCUAUGCACGACUAUGGCGAUGGCCUGAUCUACACAAAAAUGAAUUGAAACAUGUGAAAUAUUGCCAGUAUGCCUUUGACCUGAAAUGUGACAAUGUUUGUGUCAAUCCAUAUCACUAUGAGAGGGUAGUGUCUCCAGGUAUUGAUUUAUCAGGACUGACCCUCACAGGCUCAGUUCCAUUCAUUGUAAAGGAUGAGUAUGACUAUGACAACCAGCAAUCUCACUCAAGCUCUGAGAGUCACCUGCAGACCAUACAGCAUCCUCCAUCAAGGCCUGGUCCACAGGAAACCUUCAGUAGCCCAGCACUACUUUCUCCCUCGGAGGUCAACAGCUCAGCUUCAACCUCUGCGUUUUCCACUAUCAGCGCUGGACCCUCAAAUGCUGCCCCUAGCUGGAGCAGAAACAGCAGCUUUACUCCUGCAGUGCCUCAACAUCAAAAUGGGCAUCUCCAGCACCAUCCCCCCAUGCCUCACACAGGACAUUACUCAGGGCCGGUCACCAAUGAAAUUGCGUUCCAGCCCCCCAUAUCCAAUCACCCCGCUCCAGAGUACUGGUGUUCCAUAGCGUACUUUGAGAUGGAUGUCCAGGUCGGUGAGACGUUCAAGGUCCCAUCUACAUGUCCAAUUGUGACCGUGGAUGGAUACGUGGAUCCAUCAGGAGGAGAUCGCUUCUGCUUGGGCCAGCUGAGCAACGUCCACAGGACAGAGAACAUCGAGAGAGCCAGGCUUCACAUCGGCAAAGGCGUGCAGCUGGAAUGCAAAGGUGAAGGAGACGUCUGGGUGCGCUGUUUGAGUGAUCAUGCGGUUUUCGUGCAGAGCUAUUACCUAGAUCGAGAGGCUGGUCGGGCCCCUGGAGACGCCGUUCACAAGAUCUAUCCCAGUGCUUACAUCAAGGUGUUUGACCUGCGUCAGUGCCACAGACAGAUGCAGCAGCAGGCAGCCACCGCUCAAGCGGCAGCUGCAGCUCAGGCAGCGGCGGUGGCCGGGAACAUCCCCGGACCCGGCUCUGUGGGAGGCAUCGCUCCAGCCAUCAGUUUGUCUGCCGCUGCAGGCAUUGGGGUUGACGACCUGCGCAGGCUGUGCAUCCUGCGGAUGAGUUUCGUGAAGGGCUGGGGGCCCGACUACCCACGACAGAGCAUCAAAGAGACACCCUGCUGGAUUGAGAUCCACUUACAUCGAGCUCUGCAGCUACUGGAUGAAGUUCUGCACACGAUGCCCAUUGCUGACCCGCAACCUCUUGACUGAAGUGAAAGACAUUAACUGCACAAAAACCAGAAUAUCAGACUGUACUUUUAACAGACCACUUCACCUAUAGAUCGGGUAAGUUGAAAGAUUGCAACAAACAUUGAUACUGAGUAGGUCAGUAUACGCCGGCAGUAUACCCCAAACACACUGUAAACUGGAGCGAGACAGCUCUGUGAGUUUGCUGACUUCUACAAAACAGCUGCAAGAACAAGUGAGUCACUCGGGGAGGAGACGUUGUACACAGGCUACCAGGAGGAUAUGCAUGAAACAUGAAGACGGUAUUCUGAUAUUGUUCCACAGAUGUUCCACAGGAAGUGGACAAGGCAGCUUCUCAAAUCUCAAGUUGAUACAAAAGUACUUGAAACAAGAGCGUGUCCACUCCAAGAUGCAAAGAUGUAUUAACUAAAUCUUAACUGAUACACAAAACAGAUGCAUUGCCACAAGAGACAUGAUUCAUUCAUACUUGGCCUUCAGUAUUUUUCCAGCAUAAACAUUUCAAUAUGUAACGUUUAUUGAGCCACAAUGACUGACAAUGAAAAACUCAUGGCUCAAAAAAGUUGAUCUUAGCACAAUGAGGCGCCUUGUUUGGAUGCUAACCAUGAAUGUGUUUCCAGUUUGGGUAUACUGCCGGUCUGUUCCUCCCUGGUGACUCUUUGGCUUCAUGUACAUGGAGCCCCCCCUCGCCCCCUCCUUGCACUCCCCCUCACAGAUCAGGACAUUUAUGUAAAGUCAUGUUAUUCAUUACUCAUGUUUUUGUAAGAUGUAAUCUUGAAUAUUUUUCGAUGCUGACUGUACUUGUUUUUUUUCAUUUAUAUAUUCUCAUGUUGGAUAGUUGUUUUUAAUCGCAUACAGAGCCUCUGAGAAGCUCAUUUUAUCUGAACAUGCUUCUCACUCGGCGCCGUAAAGCAUUGUAGUUUCAUUAUUCUUCAACCAGUCAGGGCUGUUGGGAGAGGCGGUGUUUUCUACUGGAGUUUUUAAAGCCUCAAAUUAGAUUGAACUUCUAAAAGAAAAUCAAAAGAAUGUUUAUUGUAACACAUAUACGUAAUAUAAUUAUAAUGUUUAUGAUUAGAUGCCCACAUAGUGUCCAUUUGCACUUUAUUAUUAAUUUGUCUAAAUAUUAUGUCUUGUUUCAUAGUCCCAUGUGUGGUUACUUGUUGUAUCCAUUUGGUCUUUUAGCGUAGUUGUAAAAAUGUUCUUGCCAACCGCAUUUUUGAGAAUCAUGAAAAUGCGUUUUUAAGUAUCAGUUUCAUCCCACAGCAGGUUGAAAGGUGUGUUUAGCUCAAUCAUGACCCGUACGAACAUGUGGAAGUGUUGUUUCUCUAAUCUGAAACUUCAAACAUUCGCCUUUCAAACCUACAGGGGGAUACUUUGAUACUCUGAAGUUACGUUUUGUGUGGAGAAGUAUUUAAAUAUGAUACACGGCCACUCUUUUAAAUUGGAGGAUGAUUUGGAUGAUUCAAGGUUAUGUUUUCAAGACGACAGCCGAGUAAAGGAAGCGAGGACUGAACUGUGAGAGGUGUGAAAGUGUAAGCCAUAUCGAUGCCAAUAUACAUCUAUGAAGAAGUGAGAAGAUUGUCAGCCUGAAGUCGCGUCAGUGUUAAGUUGCUUGGUUUUAACCUUUUGAAAAAGAUUUUCGCUCAGCACUAUUAUUGAAGUAUUUUGGUAUCUGGAGCUUUGUUUACCUACAGCUGUUGCAGUAUUUUGUACUCUUUUGCUACCUUUACAGCUCGAAACCACUCCGGUUGUUUUUGAAAAUGUCAAAGAAAAACAAAAAACGCUGUACAAUUUUCAGGAAAUGCAACUUCAUACUCAUCUCUAUCUUUAUGUCAUACAUACUGAGUUUGAAUGAUGUUGGUGUUUACAUUUAUGAUUAUGGUUGAAUAAAAUUUAAUAACAACA
Molecule: messenger RNA, 3874 nt
Organism: Notolabrus celidotus (New Zealand spotty)
Lineage: Eukaryota; Metazoa; Chordata; Actinopteri; Labriformes; Labridae
Gene: smad4a
Product: SMAD family member 4a
Exons: 11
Coding region: 461-1975 (504 amino acids)
Biological process (GO): anatomical structure morphogenesis; transforming growth factor beta receptor signaling pathway; BMP signaling pathway
Cellular component (GO): heteromeric SMAD protein complex
Molecular function (GO): I-SMAD binding; RNA polymerase II cis-regulatory region sequence-specific DNA binding; DNA-binding transcription factor activity, RNA polymerase II-specific
Source: RefSeq, a predicted model, not a curated record